Molecule: messenger RNA, 800 nt
Organism: Zea mays
Lineage: Eukaryota; Viridiplantae; Streptophyta; Magnoliopsida; Poales; Poaceae
Exons: 1
Coding region: 42-527 (161 amino acids)
Source: RefSeq, marked validated
AUCGCAUCAUAAGGCGGCGCCAGGCGCCAGCCAAGGAAGGGAUGCCACCGGCGGGCCGCAUUCCGGGGGUCAUCGUCCUGGCCCUCGGCGUCGGGGCGCUGGGAUUCCCCGACGCGAUGCGCCUCGUGGCGGGGCGGCCGCGGAACCCGCUCCUCGACAUCGCCGCCUGCGCGGUCGCCAUGGUCGUGGCCACGGCCUACGCUCUCGGCACCAUGCUGCUGGCGCGUUUCGUCCGCAGCGGUGGCGGUGACGCGCCGCCCGCGGACGCCUUCGCCCGCCUGACCUUCGUCGUCUCCCUCGCCGCUGCGCUGCUCGUCUCCGCGUGCCUCCUCUUCCUGCCCGCGCCCGCGCCCGGCGCCGGCGGCCUGCCCUGCCAUACUGUCGACGCCAUCGCCGGAGAAAGCGAUGUGGUCGUCUCGGCCCUCGUCGCCGUCGGCGCCGUCGCCGCGGUCGUCCCCUUCGCCAGGCGUAUGCUCCGCCUCCGCACCGCCCCUGCUUCGACUUCGAGCCCCACGUCCUCGUCCUGAGCUUCGCGGUCCUCCUCCGCCUCUCCUCCAAGAACACAUAGGGACUAUUUUGAAGGUAUUGAUUUGGGAUUUCUGGAGCUUAUUAUCAGCUUGUCGUAGGUACUCGCAUGUCACAGAUGGGGAUGGAGUAGCAGAAUAAAUGAAUGAAAUGAUCAUUCAAGUGCUCAGUUCAGCCACUGUCUAUUUUUAGUCUUUGCUAAAAUCGGGAGCAAAGCAUGACAUGCGAUACUGGUGGAGCCGUUCAAUAAGAAUGUGUGCGCAGCGCAAGAAUGA